Schistosoma turkestanicum is the source of this 870-nucleotide messenger RNA. NCBI's taxonomy places the organism in Eukaryota, Metazoa, Platyhelminthes, Trematoda, Strigeidida, Schistosomatidae. The record is from the annotation of a GenBank genome assembly.
AUGCUACUAAUUAGUUUUUCUAAUUUAAUCGAAAGUAUUUUUUUAACAACAAGUGGUUUAAUUGUACCAUGUGGUGCAUUAGGUAUUUUAGUCGGUGGCCUUAUUCUUAAUAGAUUUCAAUUUCAUCGUAUAGGUGCUAUUCGAUUUGUUCUUGUAGUGAAUUUAAUCAUCUUAGCUUGUAUAUCUUCAUUUUUCUUUUUGGGCUGUGAAAAUCCUUCCAUUGCUGGUUUAACUGUAUCCUAUACAGGAGAUAGUUCGCCUAAUUCACUUGACUUGUUGUCAACGUGUAAUGCUAAUUGUUCAUGUGAUCGAAGUGAAUGGUCUCCAGUGUGUCAUUUAGCUUCUGAUAUCACAUAUACUUCACCGUGUCAAGCUGGUUGUCAAGAAAGAUUUGUGUUGAAUAAUUCCAUACAAGAGUUUCACAAAUGUGCUUGUGCAUUACAAAACAACAUGAAUCACAGUGUCUCUACACUAAACAUACCGGAUAUAACAAAACCUGGUGAAUGUGAUUUACAUUGUCAUACACUUGUUCCAUUUGUAAUUCUGUUAACAUUUUUAUUAUUCCUCACUGGUGUUAUACAAAAUCCAUUAUUAAUGGUAACAAUGCGAUCGGUUGAUCAUAAUCAACGUUCUUUUGCAUUGGGUCUACAAUUUACCAUUGUACGUUUGUUAGCUAAUUUACCAUCACCUAUUGUUUAUGGUCGUGUGAUUGAUGGUGCAUGUCGAUUUUGGCGUACAGAAUGCGGUCGUCUUGGUGAUUGUGCAUUUGUAGAUGUACAAUAUUUAAAUUUAUAUAUAACUGGUAAGUUGGUUGAAUCAAUUAGGAAAUUUUAUUUUUUGACAAAAUAUUUCUUUUAUCAAUGUGAUUAG